AUGUAUCAGCAGAAACCACCUAAGGUGGAUCCUUUAGAGAUCAGUGUUGGGGGAACUGUUGGUAAGAAAUCACACCUUGAAAGACCAUCAGUGAUUGAUGAACACGAGCCACCCAAGAGCAGAGAGAGGGUUUCAAUGGCCUCUUUACUGGACACCAUGAUGGCCUCCCUGGAUUUACAGAGCUCAGGUCCUUUUAACUCUCUUGAGGAGUUAUCUGCAGCAGCAGAAAGAGUGGAGGACCUGUUUUCAACCGCAGCCCCUCAGGAGUUGGCCAAAAUGGUCCAGCUCAUACUGACAGACAGAUUAAGUUCUCUGAACAUGUCAGUUCUACAGCGCUACCCUCACACCCUUUUUGCGGCUCAUAUCGGCGUGGGUAUCAGUGGUCAGGAAGGCAUGCAGGCCGUUCUGUCCAGCAAUUUCUCUUUCGCUCAGUUCCGCUUCCUGCAGCGCCUCCUGCUGGUGCAUGGCCGCUGGUCCUACCUGCGCAUGUGCAAGUUUCUGCGUUACUUCUUCUACAAAAACUUCACCUUCACCUUCGUCCACUUCUGGUACGCCUUCUUCUGCGGCUUCUCUGCCCAGACGGUUUAUGAUGAAGGCUUCAUUGCUCUCUACAGUUUGGUGUACACAUCCCUCCCAGUCUUGGGCAUGGCCCUGUUUGACCAAGAUGUUAAUGACGGCUGGAGUCUGGAGUUUCCUCAGCUGUAUGUUCCGGGUCAGCUGAGUCUGUACUUCAGUAAGACUGCGUUUAUGAAGUGCGCUCUGCACAGCUGCUACAGCUCACUGGUGCUGUUCUUCGUUCCCUACGCCACCGUGUACGACUCCAUGCGCAGCGACGGAAAGGAAGGAGCCGACUACCUAUCAUUCGCCCUGCUCACUCAGACCUGCCUCACCUUCACUGUGUGCCUCCAGGUCUUGGACCUGUCCUACUGGACAGCGGUUAAUCAUUGGUUUGUUUGGGGCAGUUUGGGGAUGUAUUUUAUUGUGACGUUCACCAUGCAGAGUGACGGACUGUACCAGCUUCACCCACCAUCCUUCCGUUUCGUAGGUACAUCUCGUAACUCUCUGGAUCAGUUCAGCGUUUGGCUGACGGUUUUCCUGACGGCCGUACUGUGUGUUCUACCAGUGCUGGUUCAUCGAUUCAUCUUCAUCCAGCUUAAACCCGCCAUCAACGACAAGGUGAGAUUUAAGGUCCAUCAGAAGAAAGACCAGCGUCCUUCCCCUCAGCGUCGGACCAAAAUCCGUCGCUCCAGCACCCGCCGCUCCGGCUACGCCUUCUCUCACGCACAGGGCUACGGUGACCUCGUGACCUCCAAACGGUUUCUAUGGUGA
Messenger RNA from Colossoma macropomum (tambaqui), 1329 nucleotides. RefSeq names its product probable phospholipid-transporting ATPase IM. The transcript is spliced from 7 exons. Bases 1 to 1329 code for a protein of 442 amino acids. Gene Ontology annotation, molecular function: ATPase-coupled intramembrane lipid carrier activity. Lineage: Eukaryota; Metazoa; Chordata; Actinopteri; Characiformes; Serrasalmidae. Gene Ontology annotation, biological process: phospholipid translocation; Golgi organization. The record is from RefSeq and is a predicted model, not a curated record. Gene Ontology annotation, cellular component: plasma membrane.